Lichtheimia ornata is the source of this 1398-nucleotide messenger RNA. RefSeq lists its product as uncharacterized. Gene Ontology annotation, cellular component: cytosol. The record is from RefSeq and is a predicted model, not a curated record. The coding region runs from base 1 to 1398 and encodes 465 amino acids. Gene Ontology annotation, molecular function: mRNA binding. Gene Ontology annotation, biological process: mRNA splice site recognition. The transcript has 6 exons. Lineage: Eukaryota; Fungi; Mucoromycota; Mucoromycetes; Mucorales; Lichtheimiaceae.
AUGGUUCAGCAGCAGCAGCAGCAACAACAACAACAGCAACAACAACACUAUCCAUUCGAUUAUCUCGCAUCAUUGUCGCCUUCGCUUAGUGCUGUUUCAGAUAGCUCCAAAUCCACCUUGUGGAUAGGCGACCUUGAAGCAUGGAUGGAUGAAAACUUUAUCAGACAACUUUGGGCAUCUUUGGGUGAAAACGUGAUUGUAAAAGUCAUCCGAGAUAAGCGCACAGGUAUCAGUGCUGGUUAUGCAUUUGUGGAAUUUGAAUCCAUGUUGGCUGCUCAACGAGCCUUGGUUACUUUCCAUGGGGCCAAAGUACAUAAUAUGCAAAAGCCGCUGCGACUUAACUGGGCAUCAGGUGGAGGGAUUCAUGACCGAAAAGAGGACCGUGCACCGGAAUAUAGUCUUUUUGUAGGUGAUCUGAGCGGAGACGUUGAUGAGACAUUGUUGUUGAGCCUAUUCCGUCAACAUUACCCAUCUUGUCACUCUGCAAAAGUAAUGAGCGACCCGCUCACGGGUAUGUCACGAGGAUAUGGCUUUGUCCGCUUUCACGAUCCCAGGGAGCACCAAAACGCCUUAAUUGAAAUGAAUGGGGUCUACUGCAGUAACCGGCCCAUGCGUGUAUCUCUUGCCACUCCCAAGAACAGCAACGCACGUUACCAUCAGCUGGCUCUUCAGGCACCAGCUCUCGUGCAUCAAGCGACAGAUCCUAGUAAUACAACGGUCUUCAUCGGUGGUUUAUCAGCUACCCCUAUUAGCGAAGAAGAAUUGCGUCAAUACUUUGCACCUUACGGCGACAUUGUUUACGUCAAGAUCCCACCUAAUAAGGGCUGUGGAUUUGUUCAAUACGUUUCACGACACUCGGCUGAAAUGGCCAUUGAACAAAUGAAUGGCUUCCAAAUCGGUGCUUCUCGUAUUCGAUUAUCGUGGGGUCGUUCUCAAAAUGAUAAAACAACCAUUGCUGCAGCCCAACAACAAAAUUGGCAACAUCAACCAAGCAAUGUCGGUCAGCAUCAGCAUUCGUCGUUAUAUACAUCUCCAACAUUACAACCGAGUAUCAUAUCUCCUUCUUCAUCGACUAUUUUACGAUCCGAACAAAAUACGCUUUCACCUAUUCAACAGAGUCGUCUGAUGGAUAAUAAUCCAAUGCCUUCUCAUUCAGUGCCCACUUUCAGUCGUCGUGGAUAUAUCGACAGCGCAUUUCCUUCGUCGUUUUCUACCAUGUCAUCCUUGUUUCAGCCUUCUCGACGUACAGAAAAUGUAUUUGCACCAACAGCAGAUGACAUGAGUUGGCUUUGGCCCGAUAGCAACAAGAGACCCGAGCACACAUCCACCACUAGCAAUCCCACAUCAGGUACCACAGCCGCUCCUGGUUGGCAUCCUAGUGGGAUCUAUGCUCAAUGA